AUGCCAACGAUCAGUCCUGCUUCAGGGGUCGUCCUAGCCCUCCUGGCGAAUAUUUCUUGGAUCGCUGCGCAAAGCGACUAUCAAUGGCCAGCGUAUCGACCUUUGGAAUACGCUACCCCAGUGCCAAACCCCGCGACAACGUCGACCUUCGCGCUGCCCUAUUCUCAGCUUUCGGGUCUGAUAGACCCGCGUUCAACAACAACGUGGGACUCUCCUGACUCAACUCCGACCGAUCACGGUAUCGAAUACGGUAACGCAGCUUUAUCAUCUUUGUGGGCGCCCAUUCCCGUCUCAUCGCCUCCGUUCACAACGACGGUUUCCCCGACCCCAAUCCCAAGCAGCGAGCUGAUCAAGCCACCGCCUUUACCCAUCGCACCUACUCUAUCAUUAAAUGACAGCCUCAAGUUUCCAGCCGAUUUUCAGUGGGGAUUCGCUGGUGCUGCUCUCCAAAUCGAAGGGGCAACCAAGAAUGAAGGUCGUGGACCCAGUGCGUGGGAGAACCGUAUGCGAGGCAACUUCUCUUCCUCUGGAGAGAACGCAGGACCACCAGACAUCGCAACGAUGAACUACUACCUCUACAAGCAGGACAUCGCUCGUCUCGCAGCCGUUGGUGUGCAAUCGUACAGCUUCAGCAUCUCAUGGUCGCGUAUCGUGCCUUUCGGCACAGCCGGAUCGCCGAUCAACAAAGAGGCUAUCGAUCAUUACGAUGACCUCAUUGACACAGUGAUCAGCUACGGGAUGAAACCAGUGGUGACAUUGUACCACUUCGACACACCCGCCACCUUGCAGUCUAACACCUCAUUCUUUUCAUACGACCACCCGGACUUCAUCGAUAGCUUCGUCUACUACGCUCAAACUGUGUUGGUCCACUUUUCUGACCGUGUCGGCACGUGGUACACCUUCAAUGAACCGACCAUCGAACCCAGUAUUUCUGGCUCUUGGGUCACCAGUCGCUAUGUUCUGGAAGCACACGCCAAAGUCGUCCGUUGGUACCGAGAUGUCAUCAAAGGCGAUGCACUCUGGAGCAUGAAGUUCGAUCUCACCGACACAGGCUUUGCGCUUCCACUCGACCCAUCGAAUGCCCCGGAUGUGGCUGCUGCUGUGCGGCGCAACGAGUUCACAGUCGGGUACUUUGCCCGUCCCCUGUUUUUGGGCGAGAAUCCACCGCAGUCAAUGGUGGAGACUGUCGGCGAUAAGGUUCCGACUUACACGGAUGAAGAGCUUGAGUUCUUCAAUGGAACUGCCGACUUCUUUGCCUUUGACAUUUACACCGCGACAUAUCACUCUGAGCCAGAAGGAGGCUUCACCGCAUGUGCUGCAAACCCGGAGAAUGCCCUGUAUCCGCAGUGCACAGUGCCAUCCAGAACUAGAGGUUUAUGGGAAGCGAACUUCCAGGGAAACCCCGACCGCAUCGCCGUGCCCGCUGAGCAUGUUCGCGCCAUGCUCGGUUUCUGGCAGGCAACUUAUCCCACCAAAGGGGGAAUUACUAUUGCUGAAUUCGGUCUGCCUGCGUACAAGGCGGCUAACAUGUCAACACAGCAUAUCCAGAACGACCUCGCCCAGUCCAACUUUUACGUACCAAUCCUUGCAGAGGUUUUGAAGGCCAUCAACCUUGACGGUAUUCACGUAAAGGGGUUAUACGGGUGGUCGUUUCUCGAUAACUGGGAAUGGGGCCAGUACAAUGACAAAUACGGUGUUCAGGGCUUCAACGCUACCACUCAAGAGCGGUUUUACAAGAGAGCCAUCUUUGACUAUGCCGGGUUUAUCCAGGAUCACAUGGAGGAGUAA
This is a messenger RNA of Colletotrichum gloeosporioides, 1788 nucleotides long. Its product is annotated as Raucaffricine-O-beta-D-glucosidase. Gene Ontology annotation, molecular function: beta-glucosidase activity. The transcript is spliced from 3 exons. Gene Ontology annotation, biological process: carbohydrate metabolic process. The coding region runs from base 1 to 1788 and encodes 595 amino acids. The record is from RefSeq and is a predicted model, not a curated record. Lineage: Eukaryota; Fungi; Ascomycota; Sordariomycetes; Glomerellales; Glomerellaceae.